CUUGCCACUGAUGGUUAUAAUGCAAAUACACUUUUCUUUCACAAAGCACUAGCCAAUAUAGUACUUAAUAUUUAAUAGCACUUAUCUAUUACAUUAUAAUCAGUUUAUUUCUUCUUAUCUUAUCCAUAAAGAUAACAGCAUUACCAGAGAUACCGUGUACAGUACAUGUAUGUAGUACACAGUAGCAUUUGUUGGCAUGUUAUGCAUUCGUCUAUCUUUUAUUCACCUGUAUUGGAUUCUAUUAGAUGAAAAGAUUACUGUGAACAUGAGCAUUCAAAAUAUAAUUUGUUUUUGUGCACUUUUAUAAUAGACCUGUUUUGGGCAUUAAUUUUGUUGUUUGAAACCAAUAAUUAUUAUAAUUUUGUUUAUUUUAAAAUGAAAAAUUGUAGCAUUCAUUUUGGAAUGGUACAGUGAGUUCCAUACAACAUGUAGGAUCUGUGUUGUUACAUAACACCACUGUUGAUAUUGAUUAUAAUUGGCUGGUGUCUCUAUUUGGCUUUUCAGUUGUAAAAGCUUGAUUCAAAGCAUGCAUCAACAUUGAUUUUUGCUAGCAUACUGAACGUGUGUUCAAUUGUGUGUGUAAAAUUACUGUGAAAACCUGAUGGACCUGAAGUAUAAAGAGUAGCAGGAUGUUCCUAGAAUGAAGUGCUUAAUUAAUGAAGGUGAAGAAAUGGUCUGAGGUUGCAUGCAUCAUGGCCUUCAGCUCAGUUUUGCAGAUGUACCUUGGCUGGGCCAACAGCCUCUUGUGUGAACAAGGAAUUCUGAUUGAUGGUUUACAUCAGUUAAGGAAUGGCUCAGUAUUCUGUCAUCUGAUUGAGCUUCUUACUGGCACCCAGCUCCUGCCUGCUGACCAGGAUGCUUUGACUGAUUUAGAUGACACCUUCGCUCUUGACAGUGUGCAAAUUGCCUUGGAUUACUUGACUGGUGUUGGGGUCAAAAUAAAUGUCACUGCUGAAGGUGUUGUAUGUGGGGAACUGAAGAGUAUUCUGGAUGUUAUGUGGUGCAUUAUUCUGCAUUGUACUAUCCAUUCACCAGAACGUGCUAUGUAUCAGCGAACAGUGCGUAUGGGUCGUAAGCUGCUAUUACAAUGGUGUGGGGGAGAGUUAAACAUCAACAUUGACGGCAGCAAGAGUAUGACUGCAGUGUUCAGUUGCAACAACCACCUAUCAGAUCUUCUGUCUUUGCACUGCUCCUUUGAGAAUAAUCAGGACAAGGAUAAGUACCUUGUCAACCUAACCAAUGGGAUUCUGGCUGCUGAAGAUCACUUUGGAAUUUCAAAGACACUCCUUGGGCCAGCUGAUGUGAUCAAUGGGACAGGAGAUGAACAUUCCCUCAUGAUUUACAUUGCAUUACUCAAGAGAAAGGUGUCUAUGCUUGUUUCCAGCUCGCUAUCUUCAGAUGAAGAUGAAUUUAUCAAAAUAUCAACAAAGAAGCAGAUAACACUUGCACUGACCAAAACCAACACCUUUAGGUUUAUGAGAAAAAAGUCAUUACUACGGAAAUGCAGAAUUGGCAAUAGCAAGAGGCUUAUAAGGAUGGACAGGGUUGCAUCAUGUCCAUUUUGUGUUGACCCCUGGACCCAGUUAUCACGGGGUGUGGUCUCUGAGUCUCCCAAUACAAGUAUCCUGUCUGUAGCUAACUCAGUUUACAGUGAACGUUCCUCUUUAACCAACUUCUCACAUCUGUCAACACCACAACCUCCACACCACCAAUAUGCAUCCAAUAUCUCUAGCUACAAAACACCAUCAGGUGACACUUCACCUAGUCAUGGAAACAGCCAAGACAUUACACCUGAGAAGAGUGACUCUGGAAUCUCAAUAACUGCUGACCCAUCAUCUUCAUCCAGUCUUCCAAGUAUUACAUCGUCGAGGUUACAAGAGUUGAGAGAGCACACAGUGGAUGCGAGAAAAAGGCCCAGUGCUGUAUAUGUUCCCUCCAGAACAGAACAACCAAAACUGAACAGUGACACUUUCAGAAAUGCAACUGUUGCGACAAUGCCAAGGAACAAAGCAAGAUAUGUUGAGAGGAGACAUGAAGAUUUUGUCUUACAUACAAGAGACUUGCAAGACAGUGAUAUGAUAAGAAAUGCGAACAUUAAUCACUUGGAGUCUUCAAGCUUACUGUACAAUGAGGUAUCAAGACGUGAAGAGAUUGGGAACCAGGGUGAGACCUCCCCAGGAGAUGAACAAAGCAUCCUAGAGGAGAGCAAGGGAUGUAAGAAAGAUGAAAAAGAUGAAAGAUGCAGGGACACUCUGAAGGAAGAAAACAUGCAAAUUGUCCACACCCCAGAAGAUGAACUUCUUCAUUUGUUAGACACUAUUGGUGAGGAGAGCCAACAUCUUCGUCUUGAGCUGACUGAGACACAACGACGAGAGGCCAUCUUGAAAACCAAACUUGAAGAAGAGGUAGUAGGUUGUACUAAAGAAGAAAAAGUCAUAUCUAAACUCGUCCAAGAACUUGAAAUGUUAAGAACCGAAAACAGGCGACUGUUUCGUGAAUCUGCAAAUGCUAAAAAUGUCAAUGCCGUGGAUAGAAAGACAAUGGAGAAACUUAAUGCUGCUAUUGUAAAACUUCAGAUGGAAGUUGAACACCAGAGUGCUGAGAACUUCAGCUUGAGGAUGAAAUCAAAGAUAGGGAGUGAUAUUGUCUCAGAAGAAGCAAGAUCAGAGCGAACUGCAGGAGCAAGGGCUAACAGCAACAAAAUUGGCCAAUCAGAUUAUUCUCUAGGACUUGGAGAAACGUCUGAACUUUGUGCUCUGAAGAGAGAUUUUGCCAGAUUAGAGAGUCAGAAAGAGUUCCUUCAGGUAAGACUAAAGGAGACAGAAGAAGAAAUGACACAUAAGUUGAAUCACACCACUGAAAAGUUAAGAGUGUCUAGGCUGGAAAACCUCCGUCUAGAGAAAGAGUGCAAACUCCUUCGAAUGAGCAAUGAGACAAGCCACUUGGAAGUAGAGACGGUGGCUGGCAGAUGCAGACGGUUAGAGGAGUAUUUAUUACAUGCUCAAAAACGAAAUGUUAAGUUGGCACAGCAACUUGAGGAGGAUGUCCUAGAAUCAUCCUCACAAGAUGGAUUCAACCAGAACCUUGCCUCCCUUGCAAAACUAAAGGAAGAAAAUGCACUCUUGGAAGAAAAGGUGGAGUUAGCUGAAGGGGAGAGAGAGCUGUUGAAACAAGAACUUACACAUUAUCGUCUGAAUAAGACAGCUCUGGAUGAGGUCCUAAGAGCCUGGGACAUCCAUACAAACAGCAAGUUCCAGUCUUUCCUGGAUGAUUUCAGACUUCACAUCGAUGAGCAAAGAGAACAUCAAGAGACAAAGAUGAUCAGUAAUCCUAAACCAAAAACACUAAGUUUGAAAAAUCAUGACAAACAGUUGGUGCUUGCUGAGACUCAAGUUAGUAAUGAUGUCACACAUUCUUCAAGCUCCAUCUUAAGUGAAAAUAGUGAACAGGGAUCUGGAAGUCGGAAAACGUUUUCUUCAGCUUCAUCAAGAGAGUCCUUGUUUGUGGAUAAUGACCAGCAAGAAACAAAGCGUCUGACUGCAGAAAACCUGGCUGCUGUAUCAAAAAGUGAAGCUGCUGUUGAUGAUAAAUACUUACAAGUCAGUCCUCAAAGGGUAGACACGGACACUGAAGUAGACUCAGAGAUGGAUUCACAGGCUACUGAAAAUGCAUUUUCUGACCUUCUAAAUGAGGUAGUGGAAGCAGGUGGGAUAGCUAAGAUCAAGCUUGCUGAGGGAUUCAGGAGGCCCAGUUUGGGAGACCUCAUUGUUGCUAAAGCUACGGAUUCUCCAUCAGAUGAUUGUGAUGCAAUUGGAAAAAGCCGAGAGAGACAUUCUAAGUUGGUGAAUGCAGAGCCAAAAAGAUUGCAAGGUCAAAAUAUUUUGGAUCAAGGUAAAGGGGAGACCAGCAUUGCUGCAGCAGAAAGUAGAGAGUCUUCAAGGGACCCAUCAAGGAGCCAUCUUGCCAACAAGACAAGAUUUAGUGCAGUUAAUUCCAGUAUGGAGUCCCUGAAAGGAAUCACACAAAAAGCAAAACUUAAUCCUGACAGAGCAACAACUCUGGAUGAAAGAUGUGGAGCUACAGCCCCGUCAGAGAAAAGAAAAUUAGAAGACAGGUCAACAUCUGCACGUGAAACACUAGGUAAUAAAGAUGAGAGUAUGAAAGCAGGAGGAGACAACUUGAAAAGUUUAGAAAUUGGACAUGUUGAAAUCACCAAUGUUUUAGAUCAACCAAACCAAACAGUGAGAGAAGUUACUUCUGAUUCCAAAUGUCUCCCUGUAAUACAACCAUCAUUGCUUGAUCAACAGCGAGUUGGUCAAGUCAAAGGACGUUUCUCAAGAUGGAGAAGGAUGCAGAAUAGGUCCAACCCAGUGCUUGAUGGAUCUUAUUUUGAAGGAAUUAAGCUUGGCUCAGAAGACUUUCCAAAGAGCUACUCAGAACAGAAACUAGACUUAAGAAAUAGGAGUAGAAAUGUUGGCAGUCCACUUAAUGCAAGCUAUGGUGAUUGGAAUACAUCAGGCAAACAUUCUGCCCAAUCAGAAGACUCUGAGACGGGAACAAAUAGUUUGGAGUCAGAAGAGGAAUUUGCUCGUCUUCCAGAACGACGCAAAAUUGCACAAGAAGUCUGCACUGGAAAGAGAAGAGUAGAAGAUCCAGGAUCAGAGAAACCAUCUUAUCUUGACAAAGGAAAUGUUAAAGAUGAGUCAAAGACAUCAGUGAAUGGACGUACAUGUAGAAUGGAGGGAAAUGGCAGUGCUGUCAAACCAUAUUUCUCUUCACCUCAAAGGCUUGGGUAUCUGAGAUCAAAAUUUGGUAUAAAGCUUGAAAAGGAGCUCCUCAGUGCCAGUGGCGAAUGUAUGAAUAGCCUGAAUGAAGAGCAGCUAGCAGCUUCAUCUGUAUCUAGUGAAAAUCCAACCAUGGUGCAGCCUACCAAUCCAACUAAGUCUUUAAUAACUGAUACUCAGUCUUUGGCCAAUAGCAAAGAAAGCAAUUUCAAAUGCUCACCUAAGCCAGACAAAAUUCAAAGUCUAAGCAAUGGGAACAGUAAUACAGAGUAUGAGAAAGCAGGUACUCUUUCAAAUUCCAGCAGUCCAGACGUGUCCAAGAUGUCACCUGCCUCCUAUAAUCGGUAUUACAAACACAAGAUGAUGGCUGAGAAAGACCAAGAGUAUGCUAAUAGUAUUAUAGAUAAAUACCUGAAUCACAUCUAACAGGUACACUCAAUACAUAUUCAUGAUCUGGGUUUGCCCUAUCAUGAGUUUAAUCAUGUCACCAUGACACCAGAACAUAUAUCUUGCUUGUUAAAAAUUACACACAGCAUCAAGAUACGUGUAUCAUUACUUGUUGUUGUUGCCUGACACAUAUGACCUUAGAGAUAUUUGAAUAUAAAUAAUGAGGGAUAAAGAGUGCAUGCAUGUCAAAUCACCAGGUAAAACAUUCCACCAAAUGUUGAUAUCCACCUUUCUAUUCUUAAACCAUUUAUUUAGUAUACCAAAAGGCUGAGAUGCUUGGAUAUUAUGUUUAAUAUAGUUGGAUCACUGGCUGCAGAAAAAAAUGCACAUGGCUAAAAUUAGCUGGAUUUCUUUGCACACUGAACAUGCACUUUGCAAUAAAGGACAUGUUUGCCAUCCAUUUUAGUGCACAUUUUUAAUGUAGUCCAUUGCAAUGUACAAAUCUAAAGCAUGCUACAGACCUUAAAUGAAUAAAUGCACCUCAAAGAGAAUGUUAAUAAAAAUUUUAAAAACGAAAGAAUUCCAUAUGCCACAUUGUAUUCUAAACAAAUUUAAUAAAGUGUCGUUUGUGUAAUUUUUUAUUGACUUCUGUUACUCACACGUGUUGCCUGGCUUAUCCAGAUGGUGUGACUGAUCAGAUGUAUUUGCUUUAGAUAAUGGAGACAUGUACCUGGUCACAUGCAGAUUUUGUUUGGGGGACACUUCCGGAAACCUUUUUUUCUCUUCCAAAUGACUGUUUAUAACCGAGUCAGUGGUACCUCACAAACAAUGGGUGGUUAAUCCUGGAACGUUUUGACACUGGCAUCUUUUUAAGCAGUAUUUGGAAAGAGCUAUUGAAAACAUGAUGUACUUAACAAUGUGGGCAUAAAUGGCUGACUGAAAUGUUGCACCUUCCCUCUAUGUACAUGUAGUUGUAAUGACGCUUGGUGCAGAAUCCAAGAGUACAGUGCAGGCAAAUGGAAAGGAACCAUUUUGUUUCAUUUUUUAACAUUUCUUAUGAACACAUACAUCAGCCUCAGGGAUUUCAGAGCUAAGCAGAUCUAUUGCAACCUUGUCCAUGCCCAUCAUGAUAUGUAAUGGAUAGCAUACAAUGUACUUAAAAGCUUCUGCAAACAAUUUUCCUAUUGAAGUUAUUUAGAAGCUCUAAUGUUCCUUGUGAACUUUGACCUUCUGAGCAGCAGUGAGCAACUUGCAGUUUUGAGAAAUAAAAUGCUACCAAAAAAACAGCACUUAUCUAUACAAUGGCCAGUGUUUAGUUAUGGGUACAUCAUUGCUUAAAUAUUGAUAUCUCUUUAGAAAAUAUUUACAGUACCACUGUACUGCCACUGCAUUGACCAUGAUUGGGCAUCAUGCUUUAUACAUUUUCCCUCUUGUUUUGUAAAAGCCCUUGCAUAUCAUUAGUUAGAUCUGAUAGAAUCAUAUGUUCAUCUGUUCAACUAAAAAAAAGAAAAAAAUGAUAAGAAAGUCAAGAAAGAGUCAUUUAUCAACCUGAACGACAAAAUAUAUUUUUAAUACUUUUACAAAUGUUUCAGUAAUACAUGAAUCUUUAUUUUUCUACAAAGUGUGCUUUUUGUGGUAACCUUCUUUUGCAAAUGUAAUUUCAUGUAUAUGUACUUAUGGCUAGUUGUGGUGCUUAAAUGUAGCAACGUGUAGUGUUUUGGCUUCGUAGCUGAUAUAUAUAUAUAUAUACACGUAUGUUGCUCUGAAGAGCUAGGUGUAAUAUUAGGCCCGUAAAAAAAAUAGAGUCUGUACCGGUACUUGAGGGGUGCAGUAGAUGACUUCACCAAAUUCAAUGUUUACUACUCAUAACAGCCACCGUCUGCCCAAGAUAAUGAAUGACAAAUACAUUUGUAAUGGGUUGGCCUAUGGCCAUUAUUUAUGUGCCAAGCUAAAGUAAGGUAACAGAAGCCAAGCCUUAAGGUCUGUCGGUUUUUACUGAUCAAAAUUUGGUCUUCCUACUCUGUUGCCAUUCAUAAAUUCUUCAUCUUAAUAAAAAAUCUUAUGAAAAAUGCAUCCCAUUUGUCUUAAUAUGUAAAUAUGAAUGGCAAUAUUUAUUUAUGAAUGGCUAAAUAAUUCAUUUGCCAUAAUUGUGUCCCUAUCUAUUCAUUUUCCAAUCACAAAGUAAGGAAAAGGUAUAAUCUCACUCAGUUCAUAAUUAUACAUCUAAAUCUCUGACAUGUUUGGAAUUGGCAUUGCACUCCUUUGUUCACGUGGUUUUCAUUGAAACCAAGCGUGAGUUUGGGAUUAACUUGUAAUAGACCGAUAUUCAUUAAGGGACAAUGACAACCAGUAAUUUUCAGUGACAGUUAAAUGACAAAGGUUGCAAGGUAGUAACUAUGAAAGUCACAACAGUAUUACAUGUGACAUCUUGUGGGUUACAUAUAUAUGAGGGAUUUGUGCACUGUGAAGUCCAUUCUGCGCUUAUCCCUGAAUCCUCGAUUAGAUUCAUCUGAUUGUUGAUGAUGUAUACUUGAAGAGAAACACGUUAUUUGUACACAAUCAACAUCAUUGCCCUUCAUCAGAAGUUGUUACUUCUGAAAUAUUAGCUCUUUACCUAAUAAUACCAUAGUAUAACAAGAACCUUUGAUGUUUGAGAAUAUGUUUGCAUUAAAAGCAUUUCUUUGGCACUUAUUUACUUUACCAUAAUAUAUUUUUGAAAUGUAAAUGCAUGUACAUAGAUCCCUUUUUAGAAGUGCACUUUUGUAAAGAGCAACUCCAAUAAAUAUUUUUGGUGGUAAAAUAACGCCAUACGUUUUACUAAAAUUAACUGGUAACAUCAGUAUUAGUGUUUCUUUAGCCAUAUGUCAUCAAAAUAAACAAAAAAUGAAAGUGUCUGCACUCAGCAAUAGGUAAAGUGCCAGGCAGUUAUCAAAAUCAGACCAAAUUGUGACAUUUAUUUCUAAUAGGGCCUACCAUUUUCUUUUAAUCGACAUGCUAGACACUUUUGGUGUCAAAACUACAGCAGUGUAUUCAUGUACAUACAAAUUAUGUAUUCCAUUCACAUUGGAGUUGCUCUUUAAAUUUGUUGUGAUGUUUACACAAAUUGAUAAUUACAAGACAAAAGUUUGAGUCGGAAAUAAUUGUAUGUAGUUUGUAUCAGUUAAUAUAGCUCUUUUUAUAUUUUAAUUUUAUGUGGACUGGUUUUGAUGUAACUUUUUUUUUCUUUCUUAAAGGCUGAAUAUUGAAUAAGAACUUGAUAGAAAGAACAUGGAUUUGUAUUGAUGCUACUAGCUGACAAAAAUGGUACAGUCUCAUAAAGUGUGAUUAGUAUUGGAUAGACUUCUGUAAAUACAUGGUUUGAAUGAGAAGCAUGCGAGUUCUACUUUGACACAGUAAUGAGGAUGUUGUCAAUACACCAGAUUCACAAUUUGUAUGCAACUUUCCACUUUCCCCCCACUAUAGCCCAGUUUCCUCGCAAUAUAGGCUUUAUGUGUACUUCCAACUUACAAGUGCUAAAUGGUAAAUACUAGACAUAUUGUCGAUAUUUUAACCGUAUAAGCAGUAUAUGAGAUGAAGUUUGUCAUUUGCAUAUUAAUCAAGCAUACCAGCCUGUUUGAAUUCAGAAAUAAUGAAAUUGGUUUGAUUAAAUUGGUUUUACAAAGAUGGGGGUAGUGUGUAUGCAUUGUAAUACAAAUGAGCAGCCUGGCACAGAGGGACACUUUUUUUUUCUUCAUUUUUUCAUUUUUCAUUUUUCAUUUUUCAUUUUUCAUUUUUACUCAAGCAUAGUGACUUAGAUUUGUGUUUGUUUGAUGUGAAAUGUUGCUGUUUUACAAAGUGGACACCAAUAUGCAUAUCUAUUCAUGUUCAAUGAAGCAACUACAUGUACAUUGUAUUUUAAGUUCAUCUUUAACGUUAUUGUAAUGAACACAUGAAUCAAGCAUAGUAAAUUCAGAGUCUGGCAGAUCUGUUAUAAUCCUAUCUUUGCCCAUUGAGAUCUGUAAUGGAAAGCGUACUUAAAACAUCUUGUGAACUCAUUGCUUAUGGAAUUUAUUACAAAGCUCUAAUGUUGGCUGUGAAGUUUGACUUUCCACAGCUCACAGGGUGACAUGGCAAUGUGAUCAACGUUCAGUAGUGAGAAAUAAACCAAUAAUGUUAUCUCACUAAA
Messenger RNA from Patiria miniata (bat star), 9336 nucleotides. RefSeq lists its product as uncharacterized. The transcript has 13 exons. NCBI's taxonomy places the organism in Eukaryota, Metazoa, Echinodermata, Asteroidea, Valvatida, Asterinidae. Gene Ontology annotation, molecular function: protein binding. Bases 657 to 5210 code for a protein of 1517 amino acids. The record is from RefSeq and is a predicted model, not a curated record.